UAUGAUUCAAGAUGGCGGCACCCAUAUUGAAGUGGAAGCGCGUUACAAAUACAACAGGACCAGCGCCAAGGCCUCGUCAUGGUCACCGAGCUGUUGCUAUCAAAGAUUUAAUGAUCGUGUUCGGCGGUGGCAACGAAGGGAUAGUGGAUGAACUUCACGUCUACAACACAUCUACUAACCAGUGGUUUGUGCCACCGGUCAAAGGAGACAUUCCUCCGGGCUGUGCUGCCUAUGGGUUUGUGUGCGAUGGAACGCGACUGCUGGUUUUCGGUGGCAUGGUGGAGUACGGCAAGUACUCCAACGAGCUGUACGAGCUGCAGGCCAGCCGAUGGGAGUGGAAGCGGCUUAAACCGCGGCCGCCCCGGGGUGCCCCGGGGCCGCCGUGCCCGCGCCUGGGACACAGCUUCACACUCAUCGGCAACAAAGCCUUCCUCUUUGGCGGGCUGGCCAAUGAUAGUGAUGACCCCAAGAACAACAUACCUCGGUACUUGAAUGACUUGUACACGUUGGAGCUUCGGCCGUUUUCGAGCUCAAUGGCGUGGGACGUGCCACAGGUGUUCGGGCAGCCCCCUCCUCCGCGAGAGUCUCACACAGCGGUAGCCUAUCAAAGUCGGGAGGGGCGACAGCCGCGGCUCAUCGUUUAUGGUGGCAUGAGCGGCUGUCGCCUGGGUGACCUUUGGCAGCUGGAUGUGGACUCGAUGAGCUGGAGCAAACCGCAGGUAGGCGGUGUGGCUCCGCUGCCUCGGAGCCUCCACUCUGCCACUCUGAUUGGCCAGCGCAUGUUCGUUUUUGGUGGGUGGGUGCCGCUGGUGAUGGACGAGAACAAGGCGUCGACGCACGAGAAAGAGUGGAAGUGUACCAACACCCUGGCCUCACUCAAUUUGGACACCAUGGCAUGGGAGCCGCUGGCCAUGGAGGUGUUCGAGGAAGCCGUGCCGCGCGCACGAGCGGGCCACUGCUCAGUGGCCAUCAACUCUCGCCUGUACAUCUGGAGUGGUCGGGACGGGUACCGCAAGGCGUGGAACAACCAGGUCUGUUGUAAGGACCUUUGGUACCUGGAGACCGAAAAGCCGCCGCCGCCAACUAGGGUACAGCUUGUGCGCGCCUCCACGGCUACCCUGGAGGUCUGCUGGGGAACCGUGCCCACAGCGGACGCCUACGUGCUGCAGCUACAGCGUUACGAUGUGCCACCGACCAACACGGUACCCCCACCUCCCGUGGCACCACCGGCGCAGCCGGUGGCUACACCACCACCUGCUGUUCCUGCUGCUACAGCUGCCCCAUCUACGCCUCCUGCUGCGACUCCUGUUGCGAGCCCCAAGAUAGUCACACCAACCCAGUUGCGCCCAGUUCGAGCCCCUGGUAUCGCCCAGCCACAGACUCCUCCCCAGGGCUCAGCGAUCCGCGUUCCGGCAGCUGCGUCAUUAGCAUCUGGCCUACGAGGUACGGUGACAUUGGUGCGUACUCGGACGCCAGGCGUGUCCGGUCAGCAACAGAUCAGAGUCAUAGCCACAACCCCGACUGGCCAACAAGUGGUCAAGACGGUCACUGGAAACCUACCCACAGUUACGACUCAGCAUCAGGUGCAGCAGGUCCAGCAAGUGGCCGUGUCACCCUCGGUUUCGACCACCACUGCUGCUGGGUCUGCAGGGCAGGCACAACAGGCACAGCAACCCAUGUCCGGCAUGGCAGCACUGGCAGCCGCGGCAGCUGCCACUCAGAAGAUGACCACUGUGACCAGCACAACUGCAGCUGCGUCGCCAACGCCGGCCAUCCGAGUGGUCUCCCCGUCAGUUCUGGCUCAACAGGGACUUAAGCUUAGUACCCUGCCCAUUCAAGGGAGCCCUACUGGAACUGGAACCGUAAGGCUGGCUGCUCCUGGUACCCUGCUCAAGGCAGGCACCACUGUCGGUGGCAAGCAGAUCAUCACUGUGCACAAGGGGGCUGCGGCAACGUCCCAACCUCAGAUUGUCACCCUCGUCAAGACUACACAGGGUGUCACUUUGGCCACGAUGCCCAAAGUGAGCCUGAUCCAGCAAGCUGGCAAGGCGUCGCCGCAAGGCAAAGUGAUUCCCCAGGGGGCCACUAUUGUCAAGCUGGUCACCACGCAAGCAGGUGGCACGGCAACCAAGCCCACACUGAUCACAACUUCGCAAGCACAGCAGCAGCCCACUUUGCUUGGCUUGGCGGGUGCAACUGGGGCCAGCCCGAAGGUGACCAUCUUGCGAACACUGCCUAGUAACAUAGUGACAGUGGCAAAACCUGGCUCGCCCUCAUCUGUUGCCACUGUGGGUAGCAGCCCCAAGCAACAGCAGACCAUCGUGAUUGCUGCACCGAAGGCUGGUGGCCAGCCGGGAACCGCCAAGCUGCUGACGCAGGCAGGUGCCAAGGCGGGUCCUGGUGGCAUCCUCGUUGUUACCACUCAUCCACAGGGCAAGGCCACUGUGGUAGGCACCGCUUCAGCCACCGUUGAGGCUGGCAAGGGUGCCAAGACUACGUCAGUGAAUGUGCUUCCGUUGUCGGCAGGCAGCCAGCUCAAUUCCGUCUCUUCGCCGAGUGGUGUCAAGAUGAUCGUGGUCUCGUCGGCAGGCCUGACGGGCCAGCAAGCAUUUACAUUGCUUACUACAGCUGCUGGUUCUCGGCCUGGUUUGACGCAGCUGACGAGCAGCAGUUCUCCCAUCACGAUCACCAUGCCAGCUGGUCGGGGCCGGGGUGCAGCUGCUGGUGGGGGGCAGAUUGUAGCAUUGCCUGCGCAAGGAUUGUUGCCCAGUGGGGGAGCCAUCACAAUCCAGGCCAAGCCAGGUGUGAGCCCUGCUCAGAAGGUGCUCACCAUCAUGACGACAACCAGUUCGAACACUCGGCCGUCUGCCCCACUCACUGUUGUUACUCAGGCGCUGAGUGGAAGUCUGUCGGCCGCUGGUGGUAAGGUGAUGUUGAUGGCAGCUGCUGGACAGCCAGAUUCUGCCGGUGGUGGAGUCACCUACACGACAUUGCCGUCUUCAGCUCUUGUCCAGGCGGCUGCCCAGCCAACAGCUGUGGACACGGUGCUUGAUGAGAGUGAUCUUCAGGGAGUUCCAAUGGAGACUGAUGCUGACAGCACUACAGAUCCAGCAGCCAUGCAGUCCGCUCAGGCCUUGCUUGACACCAUGGUGCCUGUGAAGAUCACUGCUGAAGGUGUUUGUGACGAUGGUGUCCAGUCUGCUCAAGCUUGCACGGAUGGCAUUCACUGUGGAACACCAGAGCCCUGUACAGAUGGUGUCCAUUGCGGUACACCAGAGCCCUGUACUGAUGGUAUCCAUUGCGGUACACCAGAACCCUGUAAUGAUGGUAUCCAUUGCGGUACACCGGAGCCCUGUACAGAUGGUGUUCAUUGUGGUACACCAGAGCCCUGUACUGAUGGAAUCCACUGCGGCACACCUGAACCUUGUGCAGAUGGCAUCCACUGCGGUACACCAGAACCAUGCACAGAUGGCGUCCACUGCGGCACACCAGAACCAUGCACAGAUGGCGUCCACUGCGGCACACCAAAACCAUGCACAGAUGGCGUCCACUGUGGUACACCUGAGCCCUGCACAGAUGGUAUGCACUGCGGUACACCUGAGCCCUGCACAGAUGGUAUGCACUGCGGUACACCUGAGCCUUGCACUGAUGGUGUUCAUUGUGGUACACCAGAGAACUACGACUCACCUGAGCAGCCUCGCUGCGCCAGCCCCGAGUCUCCAUGCAGAGUGUCCCCCGGGCUUCACAACAAGUCCUUGCUGCGGCCUGUGCCCAUACGCAUGGGUGUUUGUGUAGUGGCCUGCUCGGACCAGGGUGAAGAGGGUGAGGGGGAAAAUGGGCAGCCACCAGGUGAUGACUCUGCUCCAGUUGACAGUGGAGGUGGGGGUGGAGGAGAAGGGGAAGAGCCACCAGGGCAGGGAGACGACGCACAGGAGCCGCCAGCCCCGCCUCCACCAGCGGACUCAAGUGGUGGGGGGGACGAGCCACCUGAAGAGCAGGGAUCUGGCAACCCUGAUGCUGCCCCUGCUGAUGUACCUGAGCAUGAGGAAGAGGAAAAACCCGAGGGUGAAGGGGAGGAAGAGCCGGCCGCAGGCGGCCUGUCUCUGGAGACGCCUGGUGCGCUGCCUCCAGACCAGAUGUGUGUAGAUGAUCCACCUCCUCAGCAACCGGCGACAUCAGCCGAACAAGCAGCUGACGGAGCGACGUCUGUAGGUGCUGAACCGUCUGCGGAAGCCGCUGCCUCUGCCACUGCUGCUGCUGUUGCAACCGCUACUACAGCUAAUACUACUACUGCUGCUAGUGCGGCGGCAGCACCCGAGUCUGCCAUGUGUACAGACCCGUUGACCACGUUGGCGUCGGCGGCCGUUUCAACAGCUAGUAGCACUCCUCCGACUCCAACUACGGCUCCUGUGCUUGCUGCUGCUGCUGCCACCAAUGGCCUAGCAGGUUCCAUCAAAACUGAAGAGGAUGUCAAGCCUCCCGUGGAGCUAAAAGCCACUGCACCAGCACCACCUCCAGCCAGCGUUGGUAAGCGUGAUGGCAUGUGGUUCGACGUGGGUGUGUUCAAGGAGACGUCGUGCCUUGUUUCGCACUUCUAUCUGCCUUCGGAACAGUCUGAGCAGCAGAGGAAAGAUGAAACAGAUGUAGACGUCGUGUCUCUAGCGUCCCAUUCGAUGCUGCAAAAACAGGAGCUGCUUCCUGGCACUGCUUACAAGUUCAGAGUGGCCGCCAUCAAUGCCUGUGGUCGGGGACCCUGGAGUGAAGUGUCCGCGUUCAAGACUUGCCUGCCCGGAUACCCCGGCGCACCUUCAGCGAUCAAGAUCAGCAAAGGCUCUGACGGUGCUCACCUCUCAUGGGAGGCACCGCAGGGUAAUCCUGGUGAUGUGACCGAGUACUCUGUGUACUUGGCAGUGCGUUCGGCGACGACUGGCGAUGGCGCAGGUCCUGCCAAGACGGUGACCUCGAACCCAUCACAACUGGCGUUUGUGCGAGUCUACUGUGGACCCCAGGCAGCCUGCACUGUGGCCUCAGCCUCCCUGGCUUCGGCACACGUGGACACCACCAGCAAGCCAGCCAUCAUAUUUCGCAUUGCGGCCCGCAACGACAAGGGCUACGGUCCGGCGACUCAGGUCCGGUGGCUUCAAGACAAUGUGACUCUGAGUGCUGGCCGGGGGGCUGGAGCGGCUACAAAACGACCGUCAUCUGAUGGGAAAGGAGCGGCUACCAAGAAAGUGAAAAGUGAAGACUCGUGAGCAGCCUGGCAGUGACCAGGCUUGUUUUAUUUUUCGGCUUCUUUUAGCCCAUCAACGCCCGUGUUACUAUCAUCAGUUAUGUUUUGAUCAUCGAGUUUGAGGACGUUUUUAAUGUGAGUGCCCUUGCUCUCCUGUGUCUCAAUUUCCUGUCCCCACAAUUGUACAUAAUGAGAAUUGUUGCUUUGCAUCCACGUCUCUCCCUUGGGCAGGCUGAGGGGCGGGGGCGUCUGCGGCUUGGGCCUUCGUGGUGGCUUGUCCAAUGUUGGGCAGCGUCUGUAAAUAUUCUGUUUUCUUUUUUUGUUCUUAUUUGUGUUCCAUAUAUGCUAAUCAUCGCAGCUCAAAAGCACCCAUCUCACAAUGCAUUCAUGCACAUGCAGGCAUUAUUGCUGCCAAAGGUUUUCAUUUCCCAUAGUCACCCUUUGCCAACUAGCGUGAUGCUUGUAAGUUGCCUGCGCGACGUCCCAAUGUCCUCCCCCUGCCCUGUCCCCCUCUGAUGCGCACUUCUGGACGACGAUGCCCCAGCCUUCUGUCAAUCAUCGCCGUUUUUUUUUUUUUUAAUUUCUGAAUAAAGCCAUUGUAGACAAUUACA
Rhipicephalus microplus (southern cattle tick) is the source of this 5841-nucleotide messenger RNA. It is a transcript of the gene Hcf, whose product is annotated as Host cell factor. Gene Ontology annotation, cellular component: histone methyltransferase complex. Gene Ontology annotation, molecular function: transcription coactivator activity; protein binding. The record is from RefSeq and is a predicted model, not a curated record. NCBI's taxonomy places the organism in Eukaryota, Metazoa, Arthropoda, Arachnida, Ixodida, Ixodidae. Gene Ontology annotation, biological process: regulation of DNA-templated transcription; chromatin remodeling.